Molecule: messenger RNA, 860 nt
Organism: Salmo salar (Atlantic salmon)
Lineage: Eukaryota; Metazoa; Chordata; Actinopteri; Salmoniformes; Salmonidae
Gene: sdhaf2
Product: succinate dehydrogenase complex assembly factor 2
Biological process (GO): mitochondrial electron transport, succinate to ubiquinone; tricarboxylic acid cycle; protein-FAD linkage
Cellular component (GO): mitochondrion
Source: RefSeq, a predicted model, not a curated record
AUGUUGAUACAAUUUAUAUUGUUUAACAUGCAUUUCCAGAGUCAUUUGGAAGAGGUAAUAAUUGCCCUUACCAAUAUGGCGCCAAUUAUUUCCCCAAGCUAGAGCGGACAUUUCUUGCUGUGCUCCCCCUGUAAUUAUGUGACGGUCUUUGGCUAGCAGGGACUUGUGUAAUUUUACGACACUGGUUGUUCUCGAGUCAACAAGAACAGUCACAUCAAGAUUCAGCAGUCACAAGGAAGAAAGACACAAUGCUGUCUGCUCUCGUUGCUAAAAGACUGGUAAGUGGGGUAUGCCGGGAGUCAUUGAGACCAGCUGUGGUAGAACUAGUUACUACACGGGGUUACAAAGGAGAGGCACCUGAUGACUCUAGGGGUGACCUAAUUGAGAUCCCCCUGCCCCCCUGGACAGAGAAGGAUGGCGAGACCGCGGACAUCAAGAGACGGCGCCUGCUCUUCCAAAGCCGAAAGAGGGGCAUGCUGGAGAAUUGCAUAUUGCUCAGCCUGUUUGCCAAACAAUAUCUUAAUACAAUGAACGAGCCCCAGUUAAGACAGUAUGACAGACUGAUCAACGAGCCAAGCAACGACUGGGACAUCUACUACUGGGCAACAGAGGCCCAGCCUGUACCUGAUGUGUACGCAGGUGAAAUCAUGGACCUACUGAAGGAGUUCACUAAGAACAAAGAUCAGGAACAAAGGCUGGACGCACCCAACCUGGAAUACCUGGACAAGGGGAGCCAGUGAAGCCUGGCUGACACAUCCCUCUCAGGGUGUUUUCACAUGUAGUCUUCUUUAAAAUAACUGAUCUCAGUCCUCUUUAAAGUGAACUCUGAGGGUAAAAAAAAUAAAAAGCUAAAGAUCUGU